Messenger RNA from Wyeomyia smithii (pitcher-plant mosquito), 2843 nucleotides. Its product is annotated as ubiquitin-conjugating enzyme E2 W. Bases 878 to 1450 code for a protein of 190 amino acids. The record is from RefSeq and is a predicted model, not a curated record. The transcript is spliced from 7 exons. Lineage: Eukaryota; Metazoa; Arthropoda; Insecta; Diptera; Culicidae.
CGAGUAUGUUGGACAGUUCAGUUCGAACGCAGCCGCGGUGCAGUUCGUAGCCGCGUGUGCUCUUCGGUGGAUUAUUCACGAUCAAGAUUUCCGUGUAGUUGGUCACAAAAUAAAUUUUUCCGGUGUGCGAAGGCAAUGUUGGGAGUUUCCCUUUGUGUGUUUGGGUCCUAACAAAGAACAGUUUACUUGAUCCUUCUUCAAGGUAUCUAUAUUGCACAGACGAUAGGUAAUGCAGGCCAUGAACCUUUCUUCAGCAUGACUCAGACGAAACAUGAAUAUUCAGUAGAUCGUUGAACGUGUCGUUGUUGCGGUGUUCCGGCAAGGAGCAGAAGAAAGAAAAAUCGCAGACAAAUAUAUUUAAUUCUGGCUCUUUCCGAGCGGAUUUUGGAAAGCAACCGGUAUCCCCCCAACAGGCACGCAUUCGGAUGAAAUGUGUGAUUCGGAUUUUUGUUUAUAAAUAUUUUGAACGUCUUCAACCCGCCGAGCAGGCUAUUCGUACCCCUGGAUUGAACAGAUUUGUUUUAAAAAGAAGCUGCCAACAGGAAAAAAAAGUGGUGUGAAAGAUUUUUCCCGCCCGGAUCCGGAGAGAAGUGUCGGCCACUUCUGUUGAGUACCACAGUGGCUAGCAGAUAAUGGGAGAGAGCGAUUUAUUAGUGAUUUUUCCGAAAUCAGAGGAAUUAUUCGAAUGCCCUUCUUCGAGUGUUUCAUAGUGAUUCCCAAAUCCAGCUGAUGGUCACAUAAGCGAAAAUCAUAAUACUCAUGUGAGCAGCAAAGUGGGCAGAAAGAACAAAAAUUCAGAAUAUUUAAACAAAAUUUAUCGUUAAAUUCUCGAAGAGUUGUGAUAUUGUAAACCUAGUAAAAAAUACUCAUCGCCAACAUGUUGAAUAGGUUUCGAGUGUGCAAAGAAAAGCCGUCGAAAUCGGAGAGCAUCUCUUCAACAGCAAGCGCCGUCAUACAGGAGGCGACGAAAGUAAACCGGAAAUUGAUACUCGACGGCACCCGAUGGGAGAGGCGUUUACAAAAAGAACUUAUGUCCCUUAUCAAAGAGCCUCCUCCAGGAGUGACGGUUGACGAGGAAAGCGUUAGUCAAAAUCUAACACAGUGGAUAAUUAACAUCGAUGGCGUCGAGGGUACGCUUUACGAAGGGGAACAUUUUCAACUAUUGUUUAAAUUCAACAAUAAAUACCCUUUCGAUUCGCCAGAGGUGACGUUCAUAGGUUCAAAUAUUCCUGUGCACCCGCACGUCUAUUCCAACGGUCACAUUUGCCUGUCAAUACUCACAGACGAUUGGUCUCCUGCGUUAUCAGUACAAUCAGUUUGUCUUAGCAUAUCUUCCAUGCUGAGCAGUUGUCGGGAAAAGCGGCGUCCUCCGGACAACGGAAUCUACGUGAAGACGUGCAAUAAAAACCCCAAGAAAACUAAAUGGUGGUAUCACGAUGAUUCCGUGUAGAGCGAAUCCCAGGAGUUCAUUUUGCCAGAGUAGAUCAGCAAAGUGGAUAUCCCACCAGUAGAGAGUUACAAGCAAGCAAACUAGCAAACAGUAAUGUAAACCCGCCAGUUGCAGCAAACGCAAAACCAUCACGAAACUGGAUAGAUAAACUAUUCCUAAAUUAAUUCGAUUAAUGUAGGUCUUUCAGAAAACAGCUGUGGAAGCUUCCUAUUUUCACUCUACAGGUCGUACGAAAUUUCUAUGAAUAGAGAGAAACCAUUUAACAAAUAAAAAAACAUAUUUCUUCCCGCGUUGAAAAUGUUAUGCAUUCAAAUAACAAUAAUCAAACCAAGCGUUUUGCCUAUUGCUCAACAAAAAGCCUCACAUUUCGUUUGUGUUAAGUCUAGCGGCUCAAGUCUUAUUUUCAAAAUUACACGAGAAAAGUUUCCAUCGGCUAUUUGAAUUUACGCUCCUGUGACAGAAAAGAACGAAUUAUAGUCAUCAUUAUUUUAUACUUUUACUUUUAGGUGUGUUUUUGUGAAACAAAACUUACAUUAUGUAAUUUAUUGUAUCUAGCUUAAGAAACCAUAACGUUUUAAACCUAAGUACGCUGAUGGACAACAACUCUGUUUAUAUUCGCUUUGAUUGGUAAUGCAUCAUAAAUAUAAAAAUUUAGUAGGAACACAGCACGUAGGUUCCUACCCGGCGUGAACCUAUAUCGGUACACGUGAAGUACCCAGUUUCGAAAAAUCAAAAGUUAAAUACACAUUCCUUGAAAUUAUUCACUUGUGAGAGAUAGUAAACUAAUACCAAUCGUUGCGCAUAUUAUGAAAAUUGUUGUUGGAGAACGAUUGAUAGAGAUUAUAUAGUGUGGUAAAUGGGAAAACAAAACUAGACAACCUAGACAGUCCAAAAUGUGUUCUUGGUCCGUGGCGGAAGUAAUUAGGCCUGAGGGAAAAGUUGGAAUAACUUUGCUUACUUCCUGAAACUUACUAUGUUGUAUUGUAUGGAUACACCAAAGCGAGAGCAUAUAAACAAUCGCCAUGUAUCGGUGUCGAACGCAAGUCCAGAUAAGAUCAGUUAUGAUCGAAAAAAUAUAUAUUCGGAAGAAAAAAAAACGAUGACAGUUAAAGCAUAGGAAUAGUUGCAAAGGAAUGAAGCAUUAUUAGAACAAAGAAACAAAAUCUGUGAGUAGUUGUUAUGGUAAUUUAAUGCGAAAAAAAUACCUUAAUAGAAGGCAUACUGUUUAUUACGACGCAAAUAUUAAGCAGUGACCCGAUUCACAAUGUAGGUAAAUGCAACACAGUAGAGCAAUUUAUGUACGGUUAGGCAACCACUUUCAAAUAUAAUUAAAUAUUUUUUUAUUAUUAAAUACAGCAAUAAUAAUUGUGAACAGGAAAAGCAUAAAAUUCAA